AUGUCGAUUCCAGGGCUGGGGCAGAUUCCUGCGCAGCAUGUCGAAUCCUCGACGCGAGUCGUUUCGCUCCGCAAAGCCGACGAGUGGCGCUUCCACCUCACACCAGGCGCUUCGAUCCUCGUCAAGCUGCUCUCCGGUACGGCCGAAAAGGACGGCGUGGAGCUCGCGCCGCGCAGCACGUACAAGUUCACCGGUCCGCUGCGCAGCAAGCUGCUAACCUGGCACGGGUGCGAUCUCGAGGUGGACGGGCGGGCCGAGCACGACAGCACAGCCACGUUCCGCACGCCCGCCGAAAACCCCGCAACCUCGCAUGUCAACCUGCAUGGGCGGCUAACGGAGAUGCGGGCAGCGGCAGGGCGGGCGCGCCGCGAGGGCCCGCGAGUGCUGGUAGCGGGCGGGCGGGCGACGGGCAAGACGACGCUGGUGCGGACGCUGGCGAGCUACGCGACGCGGCAGGGCCAGCAGCCGCUGGUGGUGAACGCGGAUCCGGGCGAGGGUGCGCUGAGCCUGGCGGGCACCCUGAGCGCGGGCGUCUUUGCGACCGUCAUGGAUCCGGUCGCGGUGGGCGGCGGCUGGGGCGGCACCCCGACGAGCGGGCCGAGCACGGUGCCGGUCAAGCUCCCUCUAGUGUACUACUACGGGCGCGAGUCCCCGGAGGAGGAUGCGGAUGUGUACAAGCGCCUGUUUGGGCGGCUGGCGGACGGCGUGAGUGGACGGCUGAGCGAGGACCCGGACGUGAAGACGGCGGGUGUCUUGGUGGAUUCCAUGGCCGUGGAGGCGGGCAGCGCGCGGGGCCUGGACCUGCUGGCGCACAUGGUGGAUGAGUUGUCAGUGAAUAUUGUCGUCAUCGUGGGUACGAGUGGACUGAAUGCAGAUAUUACGAACCGCUUCGCGACGGAAAGGACGAGCUUGGGCGAACCGAUCCAGGUCAUCACGCUGGACAAGUCGGAUGGCGUAGUGGACAGGGACGAGUUGUUUAUGGAGCACAGUCGCGAGGCCGUCAUCAAGGAGUAUUUCUUCGGGGACGCACGGCGGACGCUGAGCCCGCAGAUUCAGCAAGUCGACUUUGACAGUCUCGUUAUUCACCGGCUACCAGACUACUCCGACUACGAGACCGACACGCUGGUGCGGGAAGAGGCGUGCUCGUCCAUGGAGCACUGGACGCUGGCGGUGAUGCACGCAUCGGUACGCGACUCGGCCGAGACGAUCCGGGCGGCGGGCGUCAUGGGCUUCGUGUACGUGGCCGACGUGGACGAGCAGAAGCGCAAGGUCAAGAUUCUGGCGCCGGUGAGCGGGAGGCUGGGCGAUCGGCCGUUGGUGUGGGGGCGGUGGCCGGAGCCGUUUAUCAAUUUGCUGGGCUGA
This is a messenger RNA of Cordyceps militaris CM01, 1362 nucleotides long. Its product is annotated as mRNA cleavage and polyadenylation factor IA/II complex. Gene Ontology annotation, cellular component: mRNA cleavage factor complex; nucleus. The record is from RefSeq and is a predicted model, not a curated record. The transcript has 4 exons. Gene Ontology annotation, biological process: tRNA splicing, via endonucleolytic cleavage and ligation. Gene Ontology annotation, molecular function: polynucleotide 5'-hydroxyl-kinase activity. Bases 1 to 1362 code for a protein of 453 amino acids. Lineage: Eukaryota; Fungi; Ascomycota; Sordariomycetes; Hypocreales; Cordycipitaceae.